AUGGGCGAGAUCAAGCUGACCCCAGAAUUUGAUGAUCGACAGACUCACCUAGAGUCUGAGCAAUACAACUACCAGCCCUAUGAAUACCAGACAGAAAACAACGACUCGUGGGCUGGUGCUCUUCCGGUGAAGCAGGGGUUGUAUGAUCCCUCACUCGAGAAAGAUGCGUGCGGUGUGGGCUUUGCUUGCCACAUCAAGGGCAAGGCUAGCCACAAAAUCGUUAGCGAUGCGCGAAACCUUCUAUGCAACAUGACCCAUCGUGGUGCCGUGGGAUCUGAUGCGCGAGAUGGUGAUGGUGCUGGUGUCAUGACAUCCAUUCCCCACAAGUUCUUUGUCAAGAACUUUGAGCGUGAGGAGGGCAUCAAGCUUCCUCCAUUGGGACAGUACGCUGUGGGCAAUCUGUUCUUCAAGCCUGAUCCAGAGACCCUGCAAGAGUCCAAGCGGCAGUUGGAAGAUAUUGCCGAGUCCUUGGGCUUGAGAGUCCUCGGGUGGCGAGAGCUUCCCGUGGACUCCACUCUCCUUGGUCCGGCUGCUGCUUCUCGCGAGCCUACCAUUCUGCAGCCCUUUGUGGUUCUCCAGUCUGCCUAUGGCUCUGGGGAUGCUCCUGAGAUUACGGACGCAGACAAGUUCGAUGACAGGUUGUUCGAGAGACAACUCUAUGUCCUCCGGAAGCGUGCCACCCGCACCGUCGGGCUUCAGAACUGGUUCUACAUCUGCUCUCUGUCGAACAAGAACAUUGUUUACAAGGGACAGUUGGCUCCAGUACAAGUCUACCAAUACUACCACGAUUUGGUGAAUGCUGAUUAUGAGGCGCACUUUGCCUUGGUACACUCGCGUUUCUCUACCAACACCUUCCCAUCUUGGGACCGUGCUCAGCCCCUGAGAUGGGCCGCUCACAACGGUGAAAUCAACACUCUCCGUGGUAACAAGAACUGGAUGCGCGCUCGUGAGGGUGUCAUGCAGUCUGACAUUUUCGGUGAUGAGCUCGAGGACCUCUACCCGGUCGUUGAGGAUGGUGGUUCUGAUUCCGCUGCCUUUGACAACGUGUUGGAGCUCCUCACCAUCAAUGGUGUUCUUUCUCUCCCAGAGGCCGUCAUGCUCAUGGUCCCCGAGGCCUGGCAGGGCAACAGUGCCAUGGACCCCAAGAAGGCCGCAUUCUACGAGUGGGCUGCUUGCCAGAUGGAGCCCUGGGACGGUCCUGCUCUCUUCACCUUUGCCGAUGGUCGUUUCUGCGGUGCCAACCUUGACCGUAACGGUCUUCGCCCUUGCCGCUUCUACGUGAUGGAUGAUGACCGCAUCAUCUGCGCUUCCGAAGUUGGUACCAUCCCCGUUGAGCCCGAAAGAAUCAUUCAGAAGGGCCGUCUGCAGCCUGGCCGCAUGCUUCUCGUCGACACUCACGCCGGUCGUAUUAUCGAUGACAGCGAGCUCAAGGCUGCUGUUUCCACCCGUCAGGACUUCAGAUCCUGGCUCGAUGAGAACCUGAUUACCAUGCCCAAUGUCUUGGAGAAGGUUGGCGAGGACAAGAGCGUUGUGCUCGCCGCCAAGCCUGAUGACUUCAAGCUCCAGGAGGACCCUCUUCUGCAUGCUUUCGGCUACACCUUUGAACAGGUCAGCUUGCUGCUCGCUCCGAUGGCCUCUGACGAGAAGGAGGCUCUCGGUUCCAUGGGUAACGAUGCUCCUCUUGCAUGCCUGUCUCAGGCCCCCAAGCUGCUCUAUGAGUACUUCCGUCAGCUGUUCGCUCAGGUCACCAACCCUCCUAUCGAUCCCAUCAGAGAGUCCAUCGUCAUGUCUCUAGAGUGCUAUGUCGGACCUCAGGGCAACCUUUUGGAGAUGGAUGCUUCCCAGUGCGGCAGACUCCUCCUGCCCAGCCCCAUCCUUUCCAUUGAGGAGUUCAAUGCCUUGAACAACAUGUCCAAGCUCUACCCCGAGUGGACCGUCAAGACCAUUGACAUCACCUUCCCCAAGACCGAGGGUGUCCAGGGCUACAUCAACCACCUUGACUACAUCUGCAAGGAGGCCACUGCCGCCAUCGAGGCUCGCGAUCGCAUCAUUGUCCUGACUGACCGCAACACAUCCAAGGAUCGCGUUGCUGUCUCUGCCCUGUUGGCUUCUGGUAUGGUUCACCAUCAUCUUGUUGCCAACAAGUGGCGUUCCAUGGCUGCUCUCGUCGUUGAGACUGCCGAAGCUCGUGAGGUUCACCAUAUGUGUGUGCUUCUCGGGUACGGCGUGGAUGCCAUCAACCCCUACCUUGCGAUGGAGUGCAUCCUCAAGCUCAACAAGGAGAAGCUCAUCAAGAAGAAGCUCACCGACGAGCAGCUGAUCCACAACUACAAGCACUCUGUUGACGGCGGUAUCUUGAAGGUCAUGAGCAAGAUGGGUAUUUCUACCCUCGCCAGUUACAAGGGUGCUCAGAUCUUCGAGGCUCUCGGUGUUGACGACAGCGUUGUCGACCGCUGCUUCCGCGGCACUGCCUCCCGCAUCAAGGGUAUCACUUUCGAGCUCAUUGCUGAGGACGCUUUCCGCCUCCACGAGCGUGGUUUCCCCUCGCGCUACACUGUUGGUGUUGCUGGCCUUCCCGAGUCUGGCGAGUACCACUGGCGUGAUGGUGGUGAAGCUCACAUCAACGACCCCACGUCGAUUGCCAACAUCCAGGACGCCGUCCGCACCAAGAACGACAAGUCAUACGAGGCCUACUCCCGCUCCGAGUAUGAGCAGAUCAAGGCCUGCACGCUCCGCGGCAUGCUCGACUUCAAGUUUGAGGAGACCACUCCCAUCCCCAUCGAGCAGGUUGAGCCCUGGACCGAGAUCGUGCGCCGCUUCUGCACUGGUGCCAUGUCUUAUGGUUCUAUUUCCAUGGAGUCUCACUCCACUCUCGCUGUGGCCAUGAACAGACUUGGUGGCAAGUCCAACACCGGUGAAGGUGGUGAGGAUCCUGAGCGCUCGCAGGUCAUGCCCAACGGCGAUACCAUGCGCUCUGCCAUCAAGCAGGUUGCCUCUGGCCGUUUCGGUGUCACGUCCGCCUACCUUGCCGACUCUGAUGAGCUUCAGAUCAAGAUGGCCCAGGGUGCCAAGCCCGGUGAGGGUGGUGAGCUGCCCGGCCACAAGGUCUCCAAGUCCAUUGCCCGCACUCGUCACUCGACCCCUGGUGUCGGUUUGAUCUCGCCUCCUCCUCAUCACGAUAUUUACUCGAUCGAGGAUUUGAAGCAGCUCAUUUACGACCUCAAGUGUUCGAGCCCUCGCUCGCGUGUGUCAGUGAAGCUUGUGUCCGAAACUGGUGUUGGUAUUGUUGCCUCUGGUGUGGCCAAGGCCAAGGCUGAUCACAUCUUGAUCUCUGGUCACGAUGGUGGUACCGGUGCUUCGCGCUGGACUGGUAUCAAGUAUGCCGGUCUCCCUUGGGAGUUGGGUCUUGCCGAGACUCAUCAGACUUUGGUCUUGAACGAUCUUCGUGGCCGUGUUGUUGUCCAGACUGAUGGUCAGCUCCGCACUGGUCGCGAUGUCGCCCUUGCUUGCUUGCUUGGUGCCGAGGAAUGGGGUUUCGCUACCACCCCCUUGAUUGCGAUGGGUUGCAUCAUGAACACUUGCCCUGUCGGUAUCGCCACCCAGGAUCCUGAGCUUCGCAAGAAGUUCACUGGUACUCCCGAGCACGUCAUCAACUUCUUCUACUAUGUUGCCAACGAGCUCCGUGCCAUCAUGGCCAAGCUUGGCUUCCGCACUGUGAACGAGAUGAUCGGUCGUGCUGAGGUCCUCAAGGUUCGCGAGGAUCUGCGCACCAACAAGACCGCUAACAUCGAUCUUUCUCUCAUUCUCACGCCUGCCCACAAGCUUCGCCCCGGUGUCGCCACCUUCAACGUCCGCAAGCAGGACCAUCGCCUCUACGUCCGCCUCGACAACAAGCUCAUCUCCGAGGCCGAGUUGACUCUUGACAAGGGUCUUCCCUCCCGCAUCGAGUGCGACAUUGUCAACACCGAUCGUGCCAUGGGUACUUCGCUCUCCUACCACGUCUCCAAGAGAUUUGGCGAGGCUGGUCUCCCCAUGGAUACCAUCCACGUCAACAUCAAGGGCUCAGCCGGUCAGUCCUUCGGUGCUUUCCUCGCUCCUGGUAUCACCCUGGAGCUCGAGGGUGAUGCCAACGACUAUGUCGGCAAGGGCUUGUCUGGUGGUCGCUUGAUCGUGUACCCUCCUCGCUCGGCCGUCUUCAAGGCUGAGGAGAACAUUCUCAUCGGCAACGUCUGCUUGUAUGGUGCUACCAGCGGUACUGCCUUCUUCCGUGGUGUUGCUGCUGAGCGUUUCGCCGUCCGCAACUCCGGUGCCACCGCUGUCGUUGAGGGUGUUGGUGACCACGGUUGCGAGUACAUGACUGGUGGCCGCAUCGUCAUUCUUGGCAGCACUGGCCGCAACUUCGCUGCCGGUAUGUCUGGUGGUAUCGCCUACGUCCUUGACAUCCACCAGGACUUCCUCACCAAGCUCAACACCGAAAUGGUGGAGGCUGGCCCCGUCGAGGACCCCGAGGAAGUUGCCUACCUCCGCGGUCUCAUCGAGGAUCACCACCACUACACUGGCUCCGAGCUUGCGGCCCGCAUCCUGGUCGACUUCAACCGCGCCCUUCCCCGUUUCAUCAAGGUCUUGCCUGUUGACUACAAGCGCGUCCUUGCCGAGGAGGCUGCUAAGGCUGCUGAGGCCAAGCGUGCUGAGUACAACCUUCCCAUCAUCUCUGGCGUUGAGCAGAAGAAGGAGGCCAAGAAGGAGGUCAAGAAGGAGCACACCGAGAAGCUUGCUGAUAUCGAAGAGAGCUUCGGUGACCAGACCCGUGACAAGAAGAAGGCUCUUGUGCUCGACAAAACCAAGGGCUUCAUGAAGUACCAGCGCCGCUCUGAGAAGUACCGCAGCGCCAAGACGCGUGUCAAGGACUGGGCCGAGCUUUCCCAGAGACUCGACGAGGACGAGCUCAAGUAUCAGUCCGCUCGCUGCAUGGACUGCGGUGUCCCCUUCUGCCAGUCUGAUACUGGUUGCCCCAUCUCCAACAUCAUUCCCAAGUGGAACGAGCUUGUUUUCCAGAACCAGUGGCAGGACGCCCUCAACCGUCUCCUCAUGACCAACAACUUCCCCGAGUUCACUGGUCGUGUUUGCCCUGCUCCCUGCGAGGGUGCUUGCGUUCUCGGCAUCAACGAAGACCCCGUUGGCAUCAAGUCCAUCGAGUGCGCCAUCAUUGACAGAGGUUUCGAGAAGGGCUGGAUGGUUCCCAACCCUCCCGAGGUCCGCACCGGCAAGAAGGUUGCCAUCAUUGGUUCUGGUCCCGCUGGUCUUGCUGCCGCCGAUCAGCUGAACAAGGCUGGCCAUCUUGUCACCGUCUACGAGCGUGCUGACCGUCUUGGUGGUCUGCUCAUGUAUGGUAUCCCCAACAUGAAGCUUGACAAGCGCAUCGUCGACAGACGCACCAAGUUCAUGGCCGACGAGGGUGUCAUCUUCAAGACCGGUGUUUCCAUCGGCGACGAUAUCAAGCUGAUGGAUCUCAAGGCUGAGAAUGAUGCUGUCAUCAUCGCCACCGGUGCCACUGUCGCUCGUGACCUUCCCAUCAAGGGCCGCAACCUCGAGGGCAUCCACUUCGCCAUGGAGUUCCUUCACAAGAACACCAAGUCUCUGCUUGACUCCGAGCUGGCUGACGGUUCUUACAUAUCUGCCAAGGACAAGCACGUCGUUGUCAUUGGUGGUGGUGAUACCGGUAACGACUGCAUCGGUACCUCUGUCCGCCACGGUGCCAAGUCGGUUGUCAACUUUGAGCUGCUGCCUCAGCCUCCCCCGGAGCGUGCGCGCGACAACCCGUGGCCCCAGUGGCCCCGCAUCUACCGUGUCGACUACGGUCACACUGAGGUGGCUCAACACACAGGCAAGGACCCCCGUGAGUUCUGCAUCAUGUCGGAGGAGUUUGUCGACGACGGCAGCGGCAAGGUGAAGGGCAUCAACACCGUCCGUGUUGAGUGGACCAAGUCUGCCAGCGGUGGUUGGGACAUGAAGAAGGUUGAGGGUUCUCAGCAGUUCUUCCCUGCCGACCUCGUCCUCUUGUCCAUGGGUUUCUUGGGACCUGAGGCUCGUGUCUUGGGUGACGAGAUCGAGAAGGACGCUCGCAAGAACGUCAAGACUCCUGCUGGGAAGUACAGCACCAAUGUGGAGGGUGUCUUCGCGGCUGGUGAUUGCCGUCGUGGACAGUCGCUUAUCGUUUGGGGUAUCAAUGAGGGUCGCCAGGCUGCUCGCGAGGUUGAUUUGUAUCUUGAGAAGAACACCAGCUUGCCUGUCACUGGUGGUAUUGUCAAGAGGACUGCUGAGGAGGUGUUUACUGCUAUUGCUUGA
This is a messenger RNA of Podospora anserina S mat+, 6345 nucleotides long. RefSeq lists its product as uncharacterized. The record is from RefSeq and is a predicted model, not a curated record. The coding region runs from base 1 to 6345 and encodes 2114 amino acids. Gene Ontology annotation, molecular function: flavin adenine dinucleotide binding; glutamate synthase (NADH) activity; iron ion binding. The transcript is spliced from 5 exons. Lineage: Eukaryota; Fungi; Ascomycota; Sordariomycetes; Sordariales; Podosporaceae.